This is a messenger RNA of Morus notabilis, 2526 nucleotides long. Its product is annotated as phosphoglucan phosphatase LSF1, chloroplastic. Gene Ontology annotation, cellular component: chloroplast; starch grain. Lineage: Eukaryota; Viridiplantae; Streptophyta; Magnoliopsida; Rosales; Moraceae. Gene Ontology annotation, biological process: starch catabolic process; protein dephosphorylation. The transcript is spliced from 10 exons. Bases 156 to 1913 code for a protein of 585 amino acids. Gene Ontology annotation, molecular function: carbohydrate phosphatase activity; protein tyrosine/serine/threonine phosphatase activity. The record is from RefSeq and is a predicted model, not a curated record.
CUCUCUAGAGAGUAAAAACAGAGGGGAGAGAGAGAGAGAGAGAGGACAUUGCUCUACUCCACACUCCCACUGCAAACCAAGCCACAGUCAAAUGGAUAUUUGGAGCUAAAGGCCACCCUCAAUUAUCGUCUCUCUCCACCAGAAACCCUGGCAGAAUGUCCGCUCUGCAAAUCCCCUGUUGCAGAGCUCUCGCUCUCGACCGAUCUCCGCCGCCGCGUCCGACGUCGUUUUGGGGCGGCCGAGUUAUUUGCACUCCCGUCGGAAGAGACAACCUCCGACGCCGUUUCGAUGGCCGUGGUUUCAGGGUUUCGGCGAUGUCGAACGGCUCGCCGUUCAAGAUGAAUCUGAACCAGUACAUGGUCACUCUCGAGAAGCCGCUCGGUAUUCGGUUCGCCCUCUCCGUCGACGGCAAAAUCUUCGUUCACGCUCUCAAGAAAGGGGGUAAUGCGGAGAAGUCCAGGAUAGUUAUGGUGGGCGAUGCUUUGAAGAAGGCAAGUGAUCCGUCUGAUGGCAGGUUUAGUGAGAUCAAGGACUUUGGCGAUACUCAGAAGAUGCUGAAAGAGAAAACUGGGUCUUUCAGCCUUGUCCUUGAGAGGCCUUUCUCUCCUUUUCCAAUUCAUGAACUGCUUAUGUUGAAUGAUCUAGAUAACUCAUUUAACAAAGGCAAAGUUCCUAUUGCCACUUGGAACAAGAGUAUAUUGGCAUCGAAUUUGCAAGCGUCUUCUGAGAGCGGCGGGAAUUCUGGUUUUGUAACUUUCUCUUCGAAGUUUCUAAAUCCACAAGGAUGGCAAUUUCUGGAUGAUCAAAAUGGACAUGUUCAAUCACAAAUGCAGAAGAAUACGCUCACCCCACCCGUGACCUUGAGCCCACUCGUUUGUAUUUUCUCUGAAGAAGAGCCUGGAGAUGGUGAUUGGGCUCAUGGGAAUUUCCCGCUAGAGGAAUACGUAAAGGCAAUCGAUCGCACUAAAGGCGAGCUUUACUAUAAUCACUCGCUUGGUAUGCGCUAUAGUAAGAUCACAGAGCAGAUAUAUGUCGGAUCAUGUAUACAGACAGAAGCUGAUGUAGAGACCUUGUCAAAGACAGUGGGAGUCACUGCUGUGCUUAGUUUCCAAAGUGGAGUUGAGGCAGAAAAUUGGGGACUUGAUUCCAAGUUGAUUACUGAAUCAUGCCAAAAAUCUGGUAUCCUUGUGAUCAACUGUCCUAUAAGGGAUGGGGAUUCUUUUGAUAUGAGGAAGAAACUACCAUUUUGCGUGGGGCUGCUAUUACGCUUGUUAAAAAAGAAUCAUCGCGUUUAUGUUACUUGUACUACAGGAUUUGAUCGAUCUCCUGCUUGCGUGAUAGCAUACCUGCAUUGGAUGACCGAUACUUCCCUUCAUGCGGCAUAUAAUUUUGUCACAGGGUUGCAUUCGUGUAUGCCAGACAGCGGCAGGCCGGCAAUUGUUUGGGCAACAUGGGAUCUCAUAGCUAUGGUGGAAAAUGGCAGACAUGACGGACCCGCAACGCAUGCUGUAAUAUUCGUGUGGAACGGGCAAGAGGGGGAGGAUGUAAAUCUUGUUGGAGAUUUCACUGGAAAUUGGAAAGAAACAAUUCGAGCUAAUCAUAAAGGUGGAUCAAGAUAUGAAGUAGAAGUUAGACUUCCGCAAGGAAAGUAUUACUACAAGUACAUUGUUAACGGGCAAUGGCGGCAUUCGACGACGUCACCGGUAGAAAAGGAUGAAGGAGGGAAUUCGAACAACUUAAUUGUGAUCGGUGAUACUGCGAGUGUGUGGCCUUCAGUUCAACAGCAAAAGAAAGAUGCAAACGUUGUGAAGGUGAUUGAGAGGCCAUUGACAGAAAAUGAGCGCUUCAUGCUUGCGAAAGCUGCUCGCUGUGUGGCAUUCUCCGUUUGUCCAAUCAGACUAACUCCAAAGUAGUUGGUCACAUGAUUCGAACCCGGUUAGGCUUUUAAGUUGGAGGCUACAGAAAUCCAUGACAACAAGAAUAAGUGAAUAACAAAUGCUUCUCGAGGCACCAAUAAUCGUACUUCAGCGCAGGCACAAAUAUCAUAUCCUAUUUCUGAAUGUCAUUAGUAAAUUUUACUUAUUUAUUUAUUUGGUAUGAGUCUUUUAUGUUGCACUGUCAAUUCCUUUCUUUUCUUCGUUUCCAUUUUUAUUUUUAUUUUUCCCCUGGCGGUUUCAAUUCCCUCAUGCAAGUAGGAGUUAUACGAAACAAGAAUUUUGUUGCUAUUCAUUACAAUAAUAAUAUACAAGAAAAGAAUAAGUUGUCCUGUACCCAACAUUUGUUUGGACUAACAUCUCAUUUCGCCUUGUUUUCUUGCUCCUCUUGUCUAUACUAGUAUAUACGCUUGAAUAAUACUUUGAACUCAAAUGUUUACGUUAAUUUAUAUUCUUUGUGCGAUUUCGGCAUUAUUUCACGCUAAUGUGAAAACAAUAUGAUAUGCAAUCACGAUUUUCCGAGGUUUCACUUUCCGGCAAUAACAUACAAUUUAAAUCAUGAUCCGUACGAACAAAAAUGCUGCAGCUUCAA